This is a messenger RNA of Hypomesus transpacificus, 1020 nucleotides long. RefSeq names its product L-rhamnose-binding lectin CSL3-like. NCBI's taxonomy places the organism in Eukaryota, Metazoa, Chordata, Actinopteri, Osmeriformes, Osmeridae. The record is from RefSeq and is a predicted model, not a curated record. The coding region runs from base 44 to 682 and encodes 212 amino acids. The transcript is spliced from 10 exons. Gene Ontology annotation, molecular function: carbohydrate binding.
GAAGGAUCCUGCAGCCAUCUCAGCAUCUUCCUGACCAGACACCAUGACUCCUCUCCUCACGCUUGGCGCCCUCAUCUUGCUGGCAUGUUGUGUGUCUACAGGGGCAGAAAGAAGAGUAGUCUGUGAAGGUCAACGGACAACCCUGAGCUGUGGGAGUUCUCCGAUCAAGGUGCUCCAUGCUAACUAUGGACGCACAGACAGGAGAGUCUGCAGCAGUCGUUGUCCAUACUGUCAGAUUGUCAAGACCAACUGCGUCAACAGGAGAACACUGCCUGUGGUGAAAAGCAGAUGCGAUGGAAGGACCAGCUGUUCUCUGGUUGCCUCCUGCUCUUUGUUUUCUGAUCCCUGUCAUGGAACCUACAAAUACCUGGAUGUGACCUACAUCUGCCUUCACCCAAAGCGCAUUGUGUCCUGUGAGGGGAGUGUCUCCAGGCUGAGAUGUGGCUGGGGCACCAUCCGGGUCCAGGGUGCGGCAUAUGGUCGCAGGUCUCGGAGCGUGUGCUCAUCCCGUCAGUCCUGGUCCAAGACCCGCAAUACCCGAUGCGCUCGCUCUGUCACCAGCAGCAUGGCUCGCAGAUGCAAUGGGAGGAAAGCAUGCAAUGUCAAGGCUGCUAACAACGUAUUUGGGGACCCCUGUCGUGGAACCUAUAAAUACCUGGAUGUUAAUUACACCUGUAGCUAGAUGAUUACAUGCUGAAUGAACUUCAUGACUGUGAUGCACCAAUGAAAGAAGAGGUGGUGUGUCAUUUAGGGCAGAGGAGAAAACCCUUCAUUAACUUCUCUUUCUCUCCUGUGUGAUUCAUGUGCUUUAAUGCGAUUCUACUAAUUCAUCCAUCUGCUUUCAGAUGAUCACUUGAUAUUAUAGUGUCAUUAUUCUCUACUAUUCUCUUUAUCUAGCUGGUGUCUUUAAUGCAGAGUUUCUCUUUGAUUAGGUUACAGAGAAAGCUCUGCUGCUAAUCAACCAAAUCCUGAAUGAAUGAUGCUUGAAUACUAAAAAUAAAUCAACAUGUUUAAAAGGCA